Triplophysa rosa is the source of this 6911-nucleotide messenger RNA. It is a transcript of the gene nexmifb, whose product is annotated as neurite extension and migration factor b. Gene Ontology annotation, cellular component: nucleus. The record is from RefSeq and is a predicted model, not a curated record. Bases 642 to 4322 code for a protein of 1226 amino acids. Lineage: Eukaryota; Metazoa; Chordata; Actinopteri; Cypriniformes; Nemacheilidae. The transcript is spliced from 2 exons. Gene Ontology annotation, biological process: negative regulation of cell-cell adhesion mediated by cadherin; negative regulation of cell adhesion mediated by integrin; negative regulation of neuron migration.
CGCGCUCUCGCUGUGUGGUGGCGAGAGUGAAGGAGCGAGCGCGCUGACGAGACUGCGCCCAUCAUCUCUCUCUCACAAAACACAGAAAGAGAGAGAGAAUCAGUGUGUGAACAAUGGCAGCAUCCAGCAGCUGAUGUGAUGUGUAAAGCUGCACGUCCUGCGCUCGUGACGGACUGAUGAUGAGGACGAUGCCGGUGAGGAGACUGAAUCACUGAUGGCUGCGCGUCCACCUGCAUCUCUCAUAUCACCGCAGGCCCGGGAUGCGCGCGCGCAAACAUGCUCAAGUGCCUCUGAUCAUACAGGAAACUAUUCUUUAUCAUUCAUCACCGGUGAACAUCGACACAUGAAGGCUGAACGGGGUCACAUGAUCUAAAGAGCAAUCAGAAGACGUCCAGUGUCACAGAUGCUGCCUUACACCCAUCCUCCACGCCUGCUGCAGUGAGUGUGCAGAGGGGCCAUUCAUACUGCCACGGCAUUACAUCGGUCUUAGAGAAGCAACACUUACUAUGGCCCUUGUCAGCACCUUUAGAGGACCACUGAACUGAUGAGUCCUCAAACCACGCCAUAUUUCUCAAACUCUGCACUGCCAAGGGCUUGAGCCCCCCGGGCUUUUGGAAGGCGACAAGCAGCCCCGAUUCACCAUGAUCGAACCUGCAAGCAUCCCUGGGCUGACGCAAGACUGUCUGGUUCAGCCAGUUCGCACAUGUCCGGGCUGCUUCAUCGAGACCAAGGAUGCGUCCACUGUAGAGUCCGCUAUCAACCUCAAAAUGGCCGACGUGAACCGGGACUACAACUCCUGCCCUGUGUCUGAUAUUAACAUUAACAUGCAAUGCAUGAGCACGAGUGAGACGGCAAGUUAUGAAGAGCAGCUCCUCUCUGAUCUGCCCUUCGCCGUUUCUAAAACCCAGCUGGUGGAGAAGAAGGACAUAGAGGGGGACUUAAUUGAUCCAGCCUCCAAAAAUUUGUACGAAGGCCUGCUGUUAGACAAGUGCAGUGGAGAGGAUGGCCUGCUCGCCAAUCCAAAUCAGGACUGGGGCUACUUUGAGUCCUUCAUCAGCGAAAGUAAGAUGGAAUUGCUGGAUCUCUGCUCCAAGAACGAGCUCUCUGUAAACCUGUUCUCUGAAGAGGACGUGGACAAUUACAUGUUUGAUGACGACGAUGACUCUACUCUGAGCAGUGACGUAUGCUCGCUAAAGAUCCGCUACGAGUCCUUCCAGGACAACAUGAGAGAGAAAACAAAUGUCCUACAAGAGGAGACACAGUUCAACUUUUUCCCAAGCGUCCUGGUAAACUGUGCAAAAAAAGAGGGGAGUGUGGUAAAGCGAGUUGUGGAUGGGCUGCCGAAUAAAGCAGAAGAACUUGGAUUUCAGGGUGACAGCAAAGGAGAUGGGAAUGAACGCUCAACAGAGCCGACGCUUGAUUACAGCCCCAGAAUGAACUGCUUCAUCGAUUCAAGCUAUUCGGCUGAUGACUCGGGGGAGUACAGCGACGACAGCUCCACCACUAUAUCCUCCUUCGACACCUUCCAAGACGACACGUCCAGAAAGAGCGCUUCAAGUUGCUCCAACCAUCUGAACUACGGAUUACGGGCCAAGAGGAAAGUUCGCUAUAGCGAUGACUACUUGUACUACGUCGACUCCAUUGAUGGUGAGAAAAUGAUGGAAAAGCUAGAGAAACCACCUGUUGGUCCAAAGCAAGAAAUAGAUGAUGACUGGUGUCCUAAAAAGAGACGGAAAUCGUCUCGCAAAGAUCCACCUGUAAUAACCAAAGUCGUUAUCGUCAACAGGUUUAAAGGAGACAAAUGCAUGGCUGUAAAGCUUGGAAGAAUUGACUCGGCCGACACAUCUGUAAGCUUAAAUGAGGACCAAAUCAGCAAGUAUGAGAAGCUUGCACCCCUGAAAGAUUUCUGGCAGCAGAGACAGAGAGAAAGAGAGAAACAUCUUAAGCUGGCAGCAGGGGAUAAACACAAUUCUCACCAUCAUGCCUUUAGUUCCAGUCCCCCCAAAAGGAAACACAAACUAGCAAACAGGCUUAGGAUUCAGAGAAUUCAAACUGUGGAGCAAUCAACAAACAUGCAGGGUCCCUUCGCCUCUGAUCCCAGGCAGGAGGUUGCUUCUACAGAUGAGACCGCCUCCAUAGGAAGGCCAUUAACAAUAGCCACCAGCUGUGAAAGCACAUUAGACCCAAAUGACAUCACACACGCUGCCGCCCGGAAGAGCAGAUCACAAGAGAUGGAGGAAAGAAGAACGAGAAACAAAAUAUUCAGAAUACAGAAAUUUAGAAGCGAAGCACAACUAAGGAGCCAGAAAAUGAGAGACCUUGCGGAGACAUGCGAGGGCAUGACAGACCUGACGGAAGUUUGCGUGCUGCAAGAAAAUGCGGACGCAGUAGGAGGUGCGGAAGAUAAAAAAGUCAGCCCAGCUGCACGCAGUCCUCAGUUGUGUGUGAGUCAAACAGCUAAUACCACCGAAAAAAUUGCUUUUGUGCCUGCCACCUGCGCCCCGAACAAAGAGCCAUCGUCUGAGAAUGUGACUGCAAGUGUCCCCGUCAUCCCUGGGGGAUACCUACAAACAUUGUUAGAAGCCUCAGAUUCUUCAGGAGGUGGCACGAGUGCCUCUUUUUUCGCUUCGCAGCCCCACAGUCAAGACUCACUGGCUCUCUCUCUGGAAAAGCAGCAGUUCACCUCCAUUCAGCUAGCACAAAGCUGUGUACUUUCACCACCGUCAGAAUCUGAGCUCCAACAGUCCCCCCAGAAUUGUCCCAGUCUUGCCCAGAUGUGGCAUCACCAGCUUCAUCCCAACCAACAAUUCACCACUGCCGAUGUUGCAGAAUCUGAGGUCCAACCCAACAGUUUCAAUGGAGAGACGCCUGUGCCGGUGUCUGAGAGUCUCACAGCGUCUAUGUAUAGCCAGCUGAGUCUGGAAAGAGACAGAAUGCUUUAUGAAAAGAAUUAUAUGUCUGAGCAGCCAUUGCCUCCUGACGCGGAGUUUCAAGCAUUGCAGGGGCAGACCCAGUUUCAAAGAGCCUCGCUACACACAGACAACGGCCGUCUCAUCAGUUUCGACUCAGUUGGCUCGCUGUCAGCCACUUCUAGCAAUUACAGCUCUCUGAGCCUUAAGUCCUGUGAGAAAGAUGGUGAAGAUGAUGUGAACGAGAACUUUCUGGCCCACUGCAGUCCCAAGCUAGUGAUUCAGCAGAGUGUUGAUGCAAUCACACCCCUGAGAGAGACCACGGACUUGCUGGAUAUCUCCAACUUCACUCCCGAUAAAUUCAGACACGCAUCAUUGUCAGAGCUGUCUCCUGCGGAGACGCCUAAUUUAUCUCCUCAAGUUAUGGGUCAUGAGAUGAAGAGAGCUGGAAAGGCUAGUGACGUCCAGGAUGUGGCUAAAAUGUCAUGCACCAAAGACACAGACUGGAACUGCAGUGUGAUAGAGCAGCAAGAUUUGAGUAGAUAUCCAGUAGAGAUUCGGGAGUAUCAACUGCACAUUUUUGAUGGUGAAGACAAUUCAAGCUUGGCAACAAAAGAGGAAAACCGAGCUCAAAAUGAUGGUGAUGUGAGCGCAAUUAAGGGGACCAAAACAAAGAGGAAGAAUAGCAGCAAACAAUCUACAGGCCAGUGUAGCAAAAAAAGCAAAGCCCCAAGAGCUCCUAAGGCAGACAAGGGCAAAAUUUCACGGCAGACUUCACGGGCAUCUAAAAAGCUGAAGGCUUUAUUGGACGAAAAGGGUGCUAAAGGCCAGAUUGAGGGUUCGGCUCAUUCCCUGAAAGACAGCAGCUCUGAGGAAUGGACUGCAGCUGGUUGGUCAGAGGGCAAAAUUCAAGGCCAUGAUGAGCACCGAGAGUUUGAAGAGCCAUCCAACAUCUUAUCAAACAUCGUCUCAGGGAUGGCCGAGGUGCAGCGAUUCAUGAUGGCCUCUAUUGAGCCAGCGUGGGGCCCUGCAGCCAAUAUCUGCCUGCCUUCAGAGACAAACAGCCUAAAGUUAAAAACUCUCAAAAUCCUGGCAGGAAUGUCCUCUGACCCGAAGAAGAAAGGCACUGCUUCUGGGGGCACCAAAGGCAAAAAAGUCGGGACAAAGAGUGGCAAAAAUCAGGCCAAGUUGAAUGCUUCCCUGCCCUGUUUACCUCAGUUGGCUUUGGGCUGUACCAUGUUUGACAAACCUAACCUUGGUGUUCCUGGCAGUAAUGGGCCCGCACACAAAAAGAUGUACCGUCACAAAACAAGUGCGAAAUUCCCUCGGAUGGAAAAUCUAAAGGGCACGCAACCCGAACAAGACCCAAAUAAGGACACACCACUAAUGGCUUCUUUUGAGAAACUGAGGUAAUAUUUUUCAACUAGCUGCUGUUGCACGUUCCUCACUUUUCCCAUUUCCUCCUGUUUUCCUGACAUAAAUACACACUGACUUGACACCAGAGAUGCAUGGAAUGUCGUUAUUCUUUAAGUAUCCCCCACUUUUUUGCCCCCGAUGAGGAUUUUGAUAUUUUGCAUGAGACACUUCUUGUACUCGCCAUUUAGCUACCUAUUGACUGGUUGUGCAAAGCUUGAUUGAGAUUUCAAUUGAUCAUGGCUGCAUUCUUGUUUUUGCUUUCUUCCUUGCUGUUGUUGAUGUUUUUUUUUUGUCUGAAGAAAUAAUUGGAUAAGUGCAAAUUCUCUUUUGGACUAUGUUUUUGUAAUUUUCUUAGUGAAUCUUGCUGACCUUAUGUAAUUAUAUUUCUCUCUUCAAACAUGUAGCUGAUGAAAAUGUCUGUGUUUGUGAAGCAAGCUCCGGGUUUGAUUCUGUUUGCAGACACAAAUGCCCCUUUCCUCCCUUUUACCGCCUGACUUUUUUACACGAGAAAUGCUCAGCAUCUUGUUCGAGAUAAUCCGCACCCUUGCUAGUCUCCUAAAUUUCAAUAGCACACAAAGGGACCAUUUUGUAUUGAAGACAUAUCAGAUUAACAUUGGAUUACUUUCUUACUGUUGGAAUGUACUUUUCUCAUGUCUCUCUAUCUACUAUGCUUUCUACAGGAGUUGUACUGGAAAUUGUCUUACAGGGAUAUUUCUAUGCCAUGGAAAUCCCCAAAUGCUUCAUUCUUUUUAUUCAAGUUGUAAAAAUAAUAAUAUAGAUUGCAGACUGAAAUCAUACGUAAUCUACAUGAUUAAUAGAUUAUUAUUAUUAUUUAGUGUCACUGUACAGAAAUGCAAAACGUGAAUUCUCUCAGUGUGCCAAAUGUAAACUCUCUGUGCACAUUUAUUAUGUGAAUGAAUACUGUACUGGCUGUUUGAUUUACUAUCCUGAUGAAUGCUCGCUAUUCUCUUUCAUGAUUUCGCAAGAGCUGACAUUUCGGUUUGGUUAAUAUUUUGUUGUUGUUUUUUUCAUUUGGGACCCUAUAGUUUGAUUAGCACCUGAAGCUGACAGUGGUACAACCACUCAACCAAAACAACCUAAUUUGGCCAAAUUCAGUCAACCUGAGAAUCACUUUGGUUUAGAAUGAAACUUGAACUCUUCUAACCGCAGAAGAGAAACUAAAGGCCACGGGGGUAAUAUUGACAGAGGAUGGCACCUGUCUGGAUACAAAACUGAGUGAUGUAAUAGGACCAUAAUGUCCUUUUGAUGUACUGAAGUUGAAGAAAGUACUAAAGGGAUGUCAAACAUUUUCAUUACGUCUUUUCUUGACCCAUAUCUGAACAAUUCCCUGCUUGUCCGUCAUAAAAGUCCUCACUCACACCCGCGAUUUAUGAAUCUGAACCAUUUUGGUCAAGACGCUAAAUGUUGUUUGAUGUGUCAUCAUAUUCCUGGCAAGAUUAGCCAUAUUUAAAUUGAGGUUACUAUCUCUACACUUUCAAAUUUGCUAAAAACCUUUGAAACCAAAUCAGUCCUUAAUAUGUCAUUGGCAUGAACCGCAAAAUAACAGCUGACUUGUUUUACUAAGAGUUCUAUCUCAGGUAAAGUAUUGCCUUACCUAAAGCUCUGUCCCCGUCCGCCUGUAGUCGGCCAUGUUUAGGAGCAGGAUGAUAACGAUGAUGAUGAUGAUGAUGCUGAUGAGAAAACCUCACAUGGCUCGCUGUUGGGCCCGUCUUGUCUGCCUUCUCUCAUUUCUGCCUGUUGUCAAGCGAAUGUACUUCAAGCUCUUGUACUGUGUGCCACUGUGUGCCACUGUCUCCCCCUGCUGGUGCUACGAGGGUAAAUGCAUUCUCCCGCAAAUGAUAAAACAAGGAAUAAUGGACAUGAAAACCCGUUCUGCUCUUUAUGAAUGUACUGUAUAUGCUUCUGUUUGAUGUAUUCACAACAUGAUUCUUUGUCAUUAAUUGGAAUUGCUUUUACCUUUUUGAUGGAGAAAUUAUUAAGCUUUAUAAAUAUUGUCUGGAGUUGAUACCAGAGGGAUUCUUAAUUAACUCUCGACAUUACAAAAAUAUUGUAUAUUUUUCUCUGUGCCAAUUUGUAAGAUAUUUUGUAAGUGUAUAUUUUUAUUAGAAUGUGUUGUGAAGUCUUCGUGCGUGUGCGUGUGAGUGUGAGCGUGCGUAACCUUUUUUGUGCCUCUGUAGGCCAUGAAAAGGAUGUAUAAUGAGCCGUUUCUGGUUUUAAAAACCAAAAUACUAAGAAACACAAAAAAGGGAAAAAUCUACAUUUUGUUGCAAGUUUUGUAAGAAGAAAAUUAUCUGGCUGUGAGAGUGUUGUAUUACUGUGGAAAACUCAUAUAAGCAAGAAAAAGAGGAAAAAAUUGUGAACUAUUUGCCGUUUUAUAGAUUUUCAUGUAAAUUAUUCUUGUAUUAUUUUAUGUUGUAUCUGUUGCGAAGGUUUUAAAUAUUUGUGAUUAAGCCUGUAUGGUGAAAUGUAAUAUUGGUAUCUUGCUGAGUUUUGUAAUAAUGUUUAUGGAGUACAUAUACAAAUUAAAAUGAGAUUUUGAAUGCGUUUUUUUGAAGUUGUCAGAUU